Cladophialophora carrionii CBS 160.54 is the source of this 3837-nucleotide messenger RNA. RefSeq lists its product as uncharacterized. Bases 1 to 3837 code for a protein of 1278 amino acids. The record is from RefSeq and is a predicted model, not a curated record. Gene Ontology annotation, molecular function: calcium-activated cation channel activity. Lineage: Eukaryota; Fungi; Ascomycota; Eurotiomycetes; Chaetothyriales; Herpotrichiellaceae. The transcript has a single exon. Gene Ontology annotation, cellular component: plasma membrane.
AUGUCGAGCGUGGUUAAUGACACAUUCAACCUCGGCGGCAAUCAGACCGCAGCAGGACAGAAAAAUGGGCAAAGUGCCGGCCAAUUCGCUGCCUCCCUCGUCACCGCCAUAACGGUCUUUGCCAUCCAAGUCGUCAUUUUCCUGCUCAUCAAGGACCGGUUCGCACGAAUAUACCAGCCCAGAACCUACCUUGUACCAGAAAGAGAACGCACAAAACCUUCACCACCAGGAUGGUGGAAAUGGAUCAAGCCCGUGGUCAGCACGUCCAACUCCGACUUCGUCCAGAAGUGCGGUCUGGAUGCCUACUUCUUCCUGAGAUAUCUCCGCACCUUGCUCAAGAUAUUCGUUCCAGCUGCCUUGGUUAUCUUGCCAAUCCUGAUUCCCCUCAACAUGGUCGACGGUCGUGGAGCCCGAUUUGCACUGGGCAGAAACGAAAAUGCCAGUAAUGUGACUGGCCUCGAUCAGCUCGCAUGGGGCAAUGUCGCCCCCGACCACACAGGACGAUAUUGGGCCCACUGGCUUCUGGCGCUUUUCCUGAUCGUCUGGAUCUGCUAUGUCUCGUUUGACGAGCUACGGAACUACAUUCGCAUGCGGCAGGCGUAUCUGACAUCGCCUCAGCACCGCCUGCGUGCUUCCGCGACGACCGUCCUGGUCAGCUCCAUCCCUCAGAAGUGGUGCAAUGUGGAAGCCCUUGACGGCCUCUACGACGUGUUCCCGGGUGGUCUCAGAAAUAUCUGGAUCAACAGAAAUUUUGACGAGCUGAGCGACAAGAUCAGACGACGCGAUAAGCUCGCUGCAAAGCUCGAGACGGCUGAGACUGACCUCAUCAAGAAAUGCUUCAAGAAGAACGAGGAAAACAUCGCCAAAGCCGAGAAGGAGGCCGGCAAGAAAUUGACAAAGGACGAGAAGAAGCUACGUGCCACCAUUAGGGAUGAGGCAGGUGAUCGCGCUGCUCAUGGCCACGGGACUACCACAGGGAAUCCUCACCAGGUCCAGCAUAAUCUGCGCCAGGUCGUCAACGGUCGAAAUGACGCCGCGUCUUCGUCCUCGGAUUCAGAAGACGAGCAAGAGGUUCAGGAGCCUCAACGAGAUAGGUUCAACAUCCCUAUCAUCGGUGGCGGCAUCUCUGCGGUUACGCACGGCCUGGACAAGGUUGGCAAGGGGAUCCUGGGUGGUAUCCGCGGUGUUAACAAGGAAGUCAAUAAUACUAUCGACACCACCAACGGAUUCGUCGUGCCCGACGCUCAGCACAAGGAAUUGGGUCGGAGUUCUCGCGAAGAGCCCGAGGUGCCAGUGGAGGACUCGAGCCCAAUUUCACCAAAGAAGAACGAGAAGGUAUUCGGUGAGAAGCGUACCACGGGACACGCCAAAGACGCGAGCGCGAAGAACCAGAACUCGCCCUCGAACCUUGGUCGAUCGUUCGAGAAGUCACCCCGGUCAAGACCCCAGAGCCCCAUCUCCCAAGGUAGUACAAUGGGAGGAGAAAAAGUUCGAUCCGAGAAACAGUUGACCAAAUUCGAAAAGUUCAAGAAAGCUAUUGGUUUGGGCCCGGACGAGAAGGAGCCUGUCGAUUAUCCCAACGCCUUCGAAUGGAACUUCGAACAUGACCCGGAUGACGCUGUCUGGCGACGCUACUUGACCGAUAAGGACCGUGAAACAAUGAGGCUUCCAAUCUUCGGCUGGCAGUGGAUGCCCUCUCUCCCUUUGCUCGGCCAGAAAGUCGACACAAUCCGAUACUGCCGCAAAGAGGUUGCCAGACUCAACGUGGAGAUUGAAGAUGAUCAGGCCCAUCCUGAGCGGUUUCCUCUCAUGAACUCUGCAUUUGUUCAAUUCAAUCACCAGGUCGCUGCACACAUGGCCUGUCAAGCUGUCAGUCACCACCUUCCCAAGCAGAUGGCUCCCCGGCUGGUCGAAAUCGAUCCCAACGACGUCAUAUGGGACAAUAUGUCGAUCCCAUGGUGGCAGGCAUACAUUCGGACUGGCGCUGUUAUUGUCAUUGUCGUCGGGAUGAUCAUUCUAUGGGCCAUCCCCGUCGCUUUUACAUCGGCUCUCUCGCAACUGGAAACUGCCGCCAAAACAUGGAGCUGGCUUCAUUGGGUCCUCAGAAUCCCUGCUUGGAUUCGAAGUGUCUUACAGGGUGUCUUGCCUGCGGCCUUGCUCGGUCUUCUCCUGUUCCUCUUGCCUCUGAUUCUCCGGUUCCUGGUUCGCUUGCAAGGGACGCCAUCCAACAUGCUCGUGGAGAUAUCAGUUCAACGCUAUUACUUUUGCUUCUUGUUCGUCCAGUUGUUCUUGGUCGUAUCUAUUGCGUCGGCCUUGACACAAUUCUUUGCUCUUUUCACGAGCGUGGACGGCUUCACAAACAUUCCGAGUUUACUGGGCAACAACAUCCCAAAAGCCAGCAACUACUUCUUCUCUUACAUGUUGCUGCAAGCUCUGUCUGUGAGCGCAGGAGCCCUCCUGCAAGUUGGAUCACUCAUCGGCUGGUUCGUCCUCGCACCACUCUUCGACAGUACUGCACGGGCGAAAUUCACCAGACAAACUCAGCUGUCAAACAUUCAGUGGGGCACGUUCUUCCCAGUGUAUACCAAUCUGGCAUGCAUUGGCUUGAUCUAUUCCGUCAUAUCGCCGCUGAUAUUGAUCUUCAACAUCGUUACCUUCACCUUGUUCUGGUUUGUUUAUCGAUUCAACACCCUGUACGUCACCCGCUUUACUCGUGACACGGGGGGUCUCCUGUAUCCCAACGCCAUCAACUUCACAUUUGUGGGUGUUUAUGUGAUGGAGAUAGCCUUGAUAGGCAUGUUCUUCCUCGUUCGAGAUGAGCACGGGAACGUGGCUUGCUCAGGCCAAGCCAUCGGGAUGAUUGUGAUUUUGAUCCUCACCGCUGGAUACCAGAUGUUGUUGAACAAUGCAUUCAGCCCGCUGUUCAGAUAUCUGCCCAUCACCCUCGAAGACGACGCCGUGCGGAGAGAUGAAGAGUUUGCUCGGGCAAUGCGCGAGAAGCAUGGCCUGAUUGAGGACGAGAACGAAGUUGAGGAUCUUGAGGAUCAGCUGGAGCGUAACGAGCGACAGUCCCUAGACGAAGAUCGCCAGCAGCACGAUAUUGAGCUCCGAGAGAUCGAGCAAGAUAAGCAAGACAGACUCCGGAGACAACGGUCGAAAAAAUUGCCUGAACUCGAGCCGUACGAGUUCCAGAACCCGGAGAUUGCAAUGAACCUGGACCAGGAUAGCAAGGGCGUCCGCAUGAUGAAAGCCGCCGCUCACAAGACGGCCGGCACAACCAAAGGGUUGGUGCCCCGCGGAAUCUCGCAAAAAGGGCAGCGCCAAUCCUGGGCAGAUCGAAGCAACGCCAGAAACCGGCGAGCGUCGAAUUUCGGCGAAUGGGAAAGUCCAUCACAGAGUCGAAGCCGGGCACACUCGGAAGCUCGGGGCGGCCAGAAGAACUUAUUACAGCAGCCCAAGGAGGUUCUCGACAAGCUCAACAACUUCAAUCCGUUGACCGGUAAUGAGAAGGACGUGGAGGCCCAACGCGCUGCUCGAAGCGAACUGGCCGACGCACUGUUCGGUGGCGUCAACGACGAAUUAGAAGACCUGAGCCCGGAGGAGCGUGACAAACUGGUGCAGAGGGCCUUCCAGCACAGUGCGCUCCGAGCACGGCGACCUGUCAUCUGGAUCCCCCGCGAUGAACUCGGCGUUAGUGACGAUGAGGUGCACCGCAUCGGCCGUUUCAGCAGCCAUCUCUGGGUCAGCAAUGUUCGACAAGGGCUCGACUCCAAGGGUCGGUGCGUGUACAGUGGUGCGCCACCCGACUUCAGCGAGGUCGACGUGAUCCAGCUAUAA